Molecule: messenger RNA, 1013 nt
Organism: Panicum hallii
Lineage: Eukaryota; Viridiplantae; Streptophyta; Magnoliopsida; Poales; Poaceae
Product: eukaryotic translation initiation factor 3 subunit G-like
Exons: 2
Coding region: 105-1013 (302 amino acids)
Cellular component (GO): cytoplasm; eukaryotic translation initiation factor 3 complex
Molecular function (GO): RNA binding; translation initiation factor activity
Source: RefSeq, a predicted model, not a curated record
AACUACAACAUCUCCCGAUCUCCCUCCAAUCGCCGUCGCGCCUCCUAGCCCUAACGCACGCGCGCAGCGGAACGCAUCCCGUCACGAGCCGAGCAGAAGCGGCCAUGGCAGCCGUGGCGAUGCACAAGCAGCAGCACCACCACCACCACACGGAACGGUGGGCCGAUCUCCUGGACGACGACGGCGGCGACCUCGACCUCGGCAUGCUCCUCCCGCCGCCGGUCGUCGUCGGGCCCGACGCCAAAGGCAUCAAGACGGUGACCGAGUACAGGAUCGACGGCGAGGGCAACAAGGUCAAGGUCACCACCACCAAGCGCGUCCGCACGGUGCGCCGCUCCAGGAGCGCCAUCGAGCGACGCUCCUGGCCAAAGUUCGGCGAUGCCGCCAGGGAGGCCGCCGGCUCGCGGCUUACCAUGGCCUGCACGGAGGAGAUACUCUUCGACCGCACACGCGCCACAGGAAGCAAAGACAAGGAGCUAUCUACUAAAGUUGAUUCACUGGUUAAGGCGAAUGAUAAGGGUGGAGGUCUUCUCAUGGUUUGCAGAACCUGUGGGAAGAAGGGUGACCACUGGACCUCAAAGUGCCCCUACAAGGACCUUGCUCCACAACAGGGUGAAAGUUCUGCCGACAGGCCUCCAAGCUCAGACGGCUCUGCAUCACAAGGUGGACGUGGUGCCGGUGUGGCUGGAGCGUAUGUUCCUGUAUUCAGGAGGUCAGGUGCUGAUAAGAGCGGAGCAGAUGUGAUGAGGCGGAGGAACGAUGAGAACUCGAUCCGCGUGACCAACCUCUCGGAGGACGCCCGCGACCCUGACCUCGCAGAGCUGUUCGGCCAGUUUGGCCCUCUCAACCGUGUCUACGUUGCAUUAGAUCGGGCGACUGGGGCAAGCAGGGGGUUUGGCUUCGUCAACUUUGUUCACAGGGAGGACGGCGAGAGGGCUAUCAAGAAUCUCAAUGGUUACGGCUACGAUAACCUCAUCCUAUGCGUCGAUUGGGCAGCACCAAGGCCCAACUAG